AUGUCUCAACAAAAGUCCGCUAUCAUCUCCGUCUAUGACAAGACUGGACUUUUAGACCUAGCCAAGGGUCUAAUCAAGCAGAAUGUCCGUCUGCUUGCGUCUGGUGGCACUGCUAAGAUGAUCCGCGAGGCUGGCUUCCCUGUUGAAGAUGUCUCUGCUAUCACCCACGCACCCGAGAUGCUCGGCGGCCGUGUCAAGACCCUUCACCCCGCUGUGCACGGUGGUAUUCUUGCUCGUGAUAUUGAAUCUGAUGAGAAGGAUCUCGCCGAGCAGAAAAUUGCUAAGAUUGACUUCGUUGUCUGCAACCUGUACCCCUUCAAGGAGACCGUCGCCAAGGUUAACGUCACUAUCGAUGAGGCCGUUGAGGAGGUUGAUAUCGGUGGUGUGACCCUGCUCCGCGCUGCAGCCAAGAACCACAAGCGUGUGACCAUUUUGUCAGACCCGGCUGACUACCACGAGUUCCUUCGGGAGCUCGAGGCCGGUCAGAUCAAUGAGGCCAGCCGCAAGCUGUACGCUCUCAAGGCCUUCGAGCAGACUGCCGACUACGACUCUGCUAUCUCUGCCUUCUUCCGCAAGGAGUACGCAGGCAAUGGCAUUCAGCAGCUCUCCCUACGCUACGGCACCAACCCCCACCAGAAGCCCGCCUCCGCUUAUAUGGCUCAAGGUAAGCUGCCCUUCAAGGUCCUGAACGGCUCCCCCGGUUACGUCAACCUGCUUGAUGCCCUCAACGCUUGGCCUCUGGUCAAGGAGCUCAAGCAGGCUCUUGGCUUCCCCGCUGCUGCUAGCUUCAAGCACGUGUCCCCCGCUGGAGCUGCCAUCGGCGUUCCCCUUAAUGAGAAGGAGCGCAAGGUGUACAUGGUGGACGACAUCAAGGGCAUUGAGUCAUCCGGUCUGGCCCAGGCCUAUGCCCGUGCCCGUGGUGCCGAUCGUAUGUCUAGCUUCGGCGAUAUCCUCGCUCUGAGCGACAUUGUCGACACUCCCACUGCCAAGAUCAUCUCUCGCGAGGUGUCUGAUGGUGUCAUUGCCGCUGGCUACGAGCCCGAGGCUCUGGCAAUCCUCUCCAAGAAGAAGGGCGGCAAGUACCUCGUCCUGCAGAUGGAUGAGAACUACAACCCUGCUCCCGAGGAGAGCCGCACCCUGUACGGUGUGCAGCUGACCCAGCACCGCAACGAUGUUGUCAUCUCGCCCAGCAAGACCUUCACCAACAUUAUCACCCCCAAGGGUCAAUCUGCUCUGCCCGAGGCCGCUCUCCGCGACCUGACCGUUGCCACAAUUGCUCUCAAAUACACCCAGUCCAACUCUGUCUGCUACGCCCUUAACGGCCAGGUCAUUGGCCUAGGCGCUGGCCAACAGAGUCGUAUUCACUGCACUCGUCUUGCUGGUGACAAGGCCGAUAACUGGUGGAUGCGCUUCCAUGAGCGUACCAUCGGCAUCAAGUGGAAGCAGGGUACCAAGCGUGCUGACAAGAGCAAUGCCAUUGACCUGCUCUGCUCAGGCCAGACUCCUCGCAACGAGGCCGAGAAGGUCGAGUACGAGCGUGUCUUUGAAGAGGUCCCUGCUCCUUUCACUGCUGAGGAGCGUGAGGCCUGGCUGUCCAAGUUGGGCGAGGUCGCCAUCUCAUCUGAUGCUUUCUUCCCCUUCAUUGACAACGUCUUCCGCGCCGCUCGCUCUGGAGUCAAGUAUAUCGCUGCACCCAGCGGUAGCCAGAACGAUGUCCCUGUCUUCGAGACUGCUGAGAAGUUGGGAAUCACCUUUGUUGAACAAUCAACUCGUCUAUUCCACCACUAG
Penicillium taxi is the source of this 1788-nucleotide messenger RNA. Its product is annotated as phosphoribosylaminoimidazolecarboxamide formyltransferase/IMP cyclohydrolase. The record is from RefSeq and is a predicted model, not a curated record. Bases 1 to 1788 code for a protein of 595 amino acids. NCBI's taxonomy places the organism in Eukaryota, Fungi, Ascomycota, Eurotiomycetes, Eurotiales, Aspergillaceae. Gene Ontology annotation, biological process: 'de novo' IMP biosynthetic process. The transcript has 4 exons. Gene Ontology annotation, cellular component: cytosol. Gene Ontology annotation, molecular function: IMP cyclohydrolase activity; phosphoribosylaminoimidazolecarboxamide formyltransferase activity.